AUGGACCCAACAUUAAGACAGAACGGACGGGGGCACAGCCGGCCGGCUCCCUCACACGGCGGCUCUUGGGAACGUAAUGCGCACACUCGGGAUCCACAUCGGAGUGUGAGAUAUGGGGACUAUCCUGUACAAGGCAAUCCUCCACCGUCGCAGUACAAUUCUACGCCGAAUAUGAACCCAAAUUUUGGGUAUCAGAUUCCACAGGGUAUUCAAACAUCACAACCCUAUCAAUCUAGGAGCCACACUCCUGCCAUGCAACAGCAUGCCCAACUACAAAUACCUUCAGGACAAGGCCAACAACAAUUCGGUGCUUUGAAUACUUUCCCACAAGAUCCAAUGGGCAUGGAUUGCUUCCAAAUGGCGCAGAAUAUGCCCUGGAUGUACCCCGGCUUUGAUAGCGGGAUGUCAUUUCCACCCCCAUUUCCUUUCCUCCCUUUCGAUAGGAAUACCCCACUACCCUUCCAAAACACCCGACCUAUGAGCACAAUGGCCGGCAGCGUAGCACAAAAGCUCACGCCUGAGCCCCAAAGACAAAGAUCGGCAACACCGAUAGUCAAAGUCCCACUUGCAACACUGCAAUACACAAAUCAAGCAUCACUGAAGCCACAGAAGACAGAAAAGCGACCUCUCCUCGUCAUUCUCGAUCUCAACGGCACCCUCAUCUACCGAAAGGCGCGGAAAUUCCCACCAAAAUUCGCCAGGCGCGCCGGACUAGAUCACUUCCUAACCACGCUCAUCGAAAACUACAAAGUCAUGAUUUGGUCCAGUUCCCAACCCGCGACUGUGAACGCAGUCUGCGAGCAGAUCUUCCCAGGUCCCAUGCACGACUCCCUCGUCGCCCUCUGGGGACGCGACAAAUUUGGCCUCACCGCUGGCCAAUACAAUAAAAAGCUCCAAGUCUACAAGGAGCUGCACAAAGUCUGGGCGGAUGCAAAUAUCCAAGGCUCAUUCCCAGGAAACGAGCAUCUAAAAGAUCCCCCUCCUUCAUCACCAAGCGCCAAACUGCCACACCAGAACAUCAAGCAGAAGCGCCGUGAAACCGAAGCUGCAAACCUCCCCGCGGGCCACCGCUGGGAUCAGACGAACACCAUCCUCAUCGACGACAGCAAGAUCAAGGCUUCCAGCGAGCCGUACAAUAUCCUCGAGAUCCCGGAGUUCAACGAUGAUCCCAAUAUCGACGAGUCGAGGCUCUUCGCUAAGGUCCUCAACCGUCUUGAUUUCCUCGCCCACCACGACGACGUGAGCAGGGUCCUCCACUCCUGGAAUGAGCGCGUAGAAAAGGGCGAGGGCACUAUUCUCGAAUUGGACAUCGGGCUCGAUGAAGAUUCUGUCGACAAUGAGGACGGCGGCAUGAGUCUCCUCCCAAGGCCGGCGAAUGCCGACUUAAUACCCGAUUUCAUGAAGUUCGACGGUUCGAAGGAUGUUCCUGCUCCUGCUCCUGCUCCUGCUAAGCCCAAGGCCAAGCCUAAAAAAAAUAAGAAGGCUAAAGCAAAAGCAAAAGCAGCUGCCGCCGCCGCCGCUGCUGCUGCCAAUAAUACAACCCAGAACGCAACCGCAGCUACAAUUACAACCCCCGCAAUCCCCAGCACCAGUACUGCAACCACCAACCCGCCAGCCACAAAUCCAAACCAGCAACCCGAGCAGAAAACAGAAGAACAACAAGCCGAAAUCAGACUAUCUCGCAAAGCGCGCAAAAGAGCCAAGCAAGAAGAAGCUCGCGCCAUUAAGGCCGCUGAAAGCGAAACCCAAACGGCUAACGGCAUACCCACGCCAAACUACAACAACGUGACGAGCGACCAGGUCGUCGCUAGCAUCGAGUUGGGAUUAGACGGUGCCGGGAUCGAGCCAGAAGUAAACGGUGAUGCUGAGCCUUACUUUGGCGCAAGCAAGAGAGCUAUUCGUCGCAGAAAGAAGGGCGCAGAGAAAACCAGACUGGCGGCCCUUCUGCAGCAGGACAAUGGUCAUCCCAAUCCUCCUGAGACGGAGCUUGCUGGUCCAUUCGAUCCUACUAGUUCAUCAGAGCCAAGAUACAACUUCCGAAAGAGGGAUUUCUUUUGGAGCCAUAAUGUUCCCGAGCCUGGUGCUGAAUCUGGCUCCGGCUCUGACUCCGGUCCCGGGGCGGCAUUCGAGUCUGCCUCUGCUGCUGCCCACGCUGCCAAUGCUGCAAACAUCGUGUCAACCGGACUAUCGCCCGAGUAUCUCCCUCCAGAUGCGGAUAUAACUGCCGGUAUGGAUCUGGAUGUGGCUGAGUAUGUUCCGCCAGAUGCUGUGAUAGUGGAGGCUGUACCUACGGAUGCUACGACUAUACAUGCUAAGACUGCAGAUGCCGUGACUGCGCAUGCUAUGACUACGCAGGCUGGGACUGCAGAUGCUGUGACUAUGUCGAGACCCAAGCACGAUCGGUCACCCUCGCCGGCUUCAUCGACUGGGUCGGGGAAUUGGCUGCUUGAUCGUCUUGAGGAGGGGCUUGGGAUUUUGAAGCGUUGA
This is a messenger RNA of Penicillium vulpinum, 2487 nucleotides long. Its product is annotated as NIF domain protein. The record is from RefSeq and is a predicted model, not a curated record. The transcript has a single exon. Gene Ontology annotation, molecular function: phosphoprotein phosphatase activity. Lineage: Eukaryota; Fungi; Ascomycota; Eurotiomycetes; Eurotiales; Aspergillaceae. The coding region runs from base 1 to 2487 and encodes 828 amino acids.